AUGGCAGAAUCGCAAGAAGAACGUGUUUCAAGCGAGGAUCCUCCUUUAUGCACUUCACCUAGCCGAAAUUCAUUAAUGGAGGUCGAUAUAGUGGAACCGCUAGAUUGUGUAGCCUCUGACGUUUCAGAGAAUUUAUCAUACGAACAAGAAAACUUAGCCGGCGAUGUCGCAGGCCAUGGUUUUAAGUCGAACAAGGCCACGCAGUUGUCGGAUGUUACAGAUGUUGGAAGUGAAAAGAUGGAGCUUGUUGAUGAGAUAAGGACGACAACAUUUGAUAAGAUCACAAAGGCUCCCAUUAACCAAGCUAUACACUGUAAUCGCGACGGGAUCUGCGAGUCUCGUGUUAGAGCACCAACGUGGAAGAAUACGAUUUCAGCUGCUGGGUGCAAGGCAAGGAUAUAUGUAAAGUUUGAUAAAGACGUGCAAGACUGGGUUUUGCUCAAGGUUGACUUGGCGCACUCUCAGCCAUGUUCACCGAAAAAGGCAGUGCACUACCAUGAGUAUAGGCAGCUGACCAUGCAUGCGAAGUGCGUGAUCGAGGAUAAUGAUGAGGCUGGAAUUCGACCAAACAAGACAUUCUUUGCUUUGUCAAAUGAGGCUGGUGGCCCUUCUAACUUGGGAUUCUCAGAGAAGGAUUUAAGAAAUUAUAUAACAGCAAGGCUCCGAAAUAGCAACGUGAAUGCGGAUGUCAGGGAGAUGAUGAGCUACUUCAGGAGAAUGAAGGACAUCAAUCCGAACUUCUUUUAUGCGGUGGAGUUGGAUGAUGAGUGUAAAUUCAAGAGUGUAGUAUGGGUCGAUGCAAGGUGUAGGGCAUCGUAUGAAUACUACGGAAACGUUGUGUCAGUUGAUAGCACUUACAGAAGGAAUAGGCAUGGAUUACCGUUUGUGUCGUUCAUUGGGGUCAACCACCAUGGUAGGUUGACCCUCCUCGGUUGUGCUUUGUUGGGGAAUAAGGAAAUCACAAGUUAUGAGUGGGUUUUUAGCCAAUGGGUCAAGUGCAUGGGAACUGCUCCACAGUGUAUCAUAACCGAUCAAUGUCGAUCCAUGUAUCGUGCGAUCAAAAAUACUUUACCCGACACACGCCACAGGUGGUGCAUCUGGCAUAUUAUGAAUAAGUUACCUUCUAAGCUUGGGGUUUACCGUCAGUACGGAGCUUUGUAUGCUGACCUAAACGACAUUGUGUGGAACUCUCGGACCGAGAAGUCAUUUGAAGAUAACUGGGCUGAUUUUAUAGAUGAGUACAACUUACAUAACAACACGUGGCUGUCAGAUCUGUAUGAUGACCGACGUAUGUGGAUCCCAAUAUACUUCAAGGGUGAAUUUUGGGCAGCAAUGCGGAAUACUCAAAGGAGUGAGAGCAUGCACGCAUUCUACGGUGGAUACUUACACAGUAAAACUAGCUUGGUUCAAUUUGUUCAUGAAUAUGACAAUGUUCUUGGAUUUAAGGAGCAGAGAAAACUGGAGGAUGAUGCUGCAAACUCGAGGGGGGAUCCAUUGGUCUGCGUGAUGGUGGAAGAGGAGAAACUAGUCAACGAUACUAUUCUAUGCGUUCCGUACGAUGUUCACUUUGACCAUUCCACACAGGAGCUUCGUUAUGAGUGCAAUCUUUUUGAGAGUUCAAGUGUGUUGUGCUGUCACUACCUUGAAGUUUUCCAUUCAUAUAAAGUGUACAAAGUACCUUCAUGUUAUGUUCUCCCUCGAUGGAGCAAGAACAUAAAGCGCAAACAUACGUAUGUCAAAAGUAGCCAUGAUAUCAGUCGGUCGGAUGAGAGUCAUGUUGCAUUCAGGGGACUGUGUGCGCACUUCUAUAAUGUUGCUCAAGAGUUCGUCGGUGACAAUGAAGAAACAGCAUUGCUGCAUGUUGCUUUGGAAGAAACAAUGGCCAAGUUGGAUGCGCACCAUGCCAAAAAGAGGUCUGAGAGCAUGUCAAAGACCCAGACAAACAUUGGCUCACAGAGUUCGAACGAUGUCAGUGUUGAUGACAUCCAAGGUCCAUUGAAGGUUACCACAAAGGGGAGGCCAAAGAGUAAGAGGCUCGGCGCUGCCCUUGAGAAGUGCUUCAAGAAUUCAAGGCGGAGAAAACAAAAGAAGUCAUCCCCGGUAGAUGUUUGGCUUAAUCUCAACUUUGUGGUUCGUCCACACGCAUUUCAAGAUAUACACCAUGGUUCUGUUGCUGGCCUAAAUGUCCCCGAACAAGCCGGUGAUUUCAUGUCUUUGUUAAGCUCCUUCAACAAAAAGUAG
Molecule: messenger RNA, 2241 nt
Organism: Arachis ipaensis
Lineage: Eukaryota; Viridiplantae; Streptophyta; Magnoliopsida; Fabales; Fabaceae
Source: RefSeq, a predicted model, not a curated record